Molecule: messenger RNA, 3237 nt
Organism: Gordionus sp. m RMFG-2023
Lineage: Eukaryota; Metazoa; Nematomorpha; Gordioida; Chordodea; Parachordodidae
Exons: 7
Coding region: 340-3102 (920 amino acids)
Biological process (GO): intracellular signal transduction; protein phosphorylation; microtubule cytoskeleton organization
Cellular component (GO): cytoplasm
Molecular function (GO): protein serine/threonine kinase activity; tau-protein kinase activity; ATP binding
Source: RefSeq, a predicted model, not a curated record
UUUUUAUUCGAACAACUAAAUUCAAAAAUAUGUUGCUAGAUAUCUAUUCGUGUUUUCCUUUAAAAUCCAAUUAGGCACUAUUCGAACGAUCUCUAAGUUAUAAUCAGAAUCUACCAUAUGAUUUCGACAUACAACUAGCCGAAUGUUAUUUGUUAGAAAUUUGUUUUCUUCUAAAAAAUAAACUAUUCAUUCUCAGAUCCAUAUUUUUUUUGGGGGAAAUAUAUCAUCUAUCCACUCCUGGACUCUAUUUGGAUAAAAUUUGUGAAAUUUAACAUUCAGAUCAAACACACGUGAAUAUUCACAUAUAUAUUCCUUCAUUUUUUUUUUGUUUUGUAAUUUAUGAAAUUACUAUUCAUCUAUAAUCUUAUCCGUCUGAUUCCCAAACAAUUUUUAAUUACGAUUACCAUUGAAAAUGAUUCCUGCAAAAUAUGCAAAUCAACGGUACUACUUGGGGUCAUAAAAUUUAACAUGUUCCGGGCCAGUUCGUAUUGCAGCAGUAAUGAUCAUUCUUCCAUCGAAUAUAAAUUCCCUGAUCCCCCAAAUUAUCAAGAUAAAACUGAUCAAAAUGGGGCAAUUAAGGACGGGAAUAUCAACAAUGGGCUAGCGAUAAAGGUGGAGAGAAAUCAUAUCAUAAAGGCGGACCAUCUGCAAAUUCCCACAGGUGUACAUCGCCCUGAUCGAAGGAUUGGGCUGGUAGGAAAUGUAACAGAGGGUGAUGAUCACGUAAAUAAUUUUGACAAUUUUAUUAAUAAACCCAUCUUGAAUCAACCGCGUAUCAAUAUUUUGGUGGAUAAUGAACUCCCAAAAUCGUAUUAUAAUCUAGUCGUCAAAUCUAAUGCUCAAAAUAUCCCGGAUGAUACAGACAAUCAACAUCUCAAAGCUCCACAAUUUCUGACAGGUGAUAACAAAUCUAAUUCUUCUAAUUUGAGUGGGGUCAUGUCUGACCUGCCAACCACUGUGAGCGAUGUCAAAUUCACGGAAAACUUGGAUAAAUUUGACUCCCAAAUCCAUAAACUAUUUCCCGGUUUAGCCAUAUACAACAAAGAAUAUUUCCGUCGCAAAAAAAUAUCAGACUCCAAAACCAGAAAAAUAUUUAUCAAAAGGGCCAGCAAGGGUAGAAACAAGUUAUUUAAAAACAAGAUAGGGGACGAUGCCGCUAACAUUUCGAGUAGGUCUCUCAACGAGGUGAGCCAAUUCGAGGAUAUGAUGGCGGGAUCCAAGAACACCGGUAAAAGGGUUAGAAAGAAAACUGUGCUCGAAAAGGCCAAGGAAGAGCUACAAACGGAUCCGGAUAUCAUAAAGGAGUUGAUUUUGGGUAAAAGAAUAGGAUUCUACAAAUUUAAAGGGGAGAUUGGAUCUGGAAAUUUCUCGCAAGUCAAAUUGGCCACCCAUUGCUUGACAAACGAAAAAGUGGCCAUAAAAAUCUUGGACAAAACAAAGUUAGACCAAAAGACGCGAAAACUUUUAUCGAGGGAAGUAUUCAUAAUGGAACUGCUACAUCACCCAAACAUCAUACGUAUUUACGAAGUCAUAGACAGUUUAACAAAAAUCAACAUAAUAAUGGAAUAUGCUUCCGGGGGUGAAUUGUACACUAAAAUUAAUAGGGAAGGUAGACUGGGCGAAUCUACAGCGAAAAAGCUAUUUUCGCAGAUAUUAGCCGCCGUAGAACAUUUACACGAGAAAUGUAUUGUACAUAGGGAUAUAAAAGCGGAAAACAUCUUCUUUUUCUCUCCGGAAAACGUUAAAUUGGGCGAUUUCGGGUUUUCAACCACUUGCCAAAAGAAACAACUGUUAACCACCUAUUGUGGUAGCCCCUUGUACGCUGCUCCAGAAUUGUUCAAAGAUGAAGGAUACAUAGGAACGUACGUAGAUCUGUGGGCACUGGGGAUACUUCUAUAUUAUAUGGUAACGGGCAAGAUGCCAUUCACUGCUGACACUAUGAGCAGACUCAAAAGAGUCAUAACGUCAGGAAUUUACGAAUUACCUCCGAGUCCCCCUAGGAGCAAGGAUGAAGGCGAAGACGACGAAGAAAGAGCUAGCUCAAAUAUCUACAAAAGUGACGAGACGUUAAAUUUAAAUACAGCGGCUCAAAGUCAACUUACAAAGGCUGAUGACGGUAAUAAACCGCCCUUAUCGCCAGAUUCAAGUAAGAAAUCGAAAAAGAUAUCAGCCUUUUUCCAGCAUUUGACUAAAGCCCAAUCUGCUCAAAGUGAUAAUGAGUGCGGUAAACACGGGGUCAAAAAGCUGACAAAUGGCUACGUUAUUAACGGCAAAAAAACCUCGGCUCUAGCUAAUAAUGUUGUCGAAAACCCUUUGUACUGCGGGUAUCACACGAGUUACUUCAAGAACUCUGACAUCACCCUAACUUUCGAAUGCAAAUACAUUAUAAGGGGUUUGUUGCGCACUAAUCCACCCAACAGUAGGUACUCGAUAGAUAAGAUGCGUUCUAGCCCAUGGUUGAGAGGACAAAUAUUUCCCAAAGCUCUAUCUCCCAUUCGAAUCAUUCCCCCCAUAGAGGAGGACAUCAACGACGACGCAAAGAAUGUAGAUGAACUAGAUAAAUCGGUGUUGAGAGGUGAUAAAACGGAAACUAACGCGAAAGUUGAUAGUGAAUUCGAUGAGGUCAAAAGAGAACUUUUAGCUCUAGGCAUAACGGAAUCUCACUUAAAAGAAGCCCUUAUUCGUAAUACUAGAAAUAGUAUCAUAGGAACUUACAGAAUUCUCUUGCACAAGGUUCACAAAUCACAAAAGCCUCUCAAGCAGAUAAGAUCCUCAGCUACAAUGCCCGACGUUGAUUCUUCCAAAGCACAAUCUCCACUGAAAAAGAAUCCGCUCUGUUUCUUAAUCGGCUCCAAAUCUCCCAGCCCUCUCAACGAUUCCGUCCUUCCUCCGUCUAAAUUCGAUAAUUCUCCGGACCAAACCAAAAAGAGCAUCAUCAAAAACGAUGAAAAUCUCGAAGAUACCGCGAAAACAAACUUCCUUAAAAGAUUUCUUAAUCCCAGCGAAGCCAAAAGAAUAGAAAAUACUAGGAACAAGGUUCAUCCUGAAUCACGUCAAGAAAAUCAAUUAAAAGAGACCUCAAAAAUAUGCGUCAUCUUAUGAUGCGGGGAAAAGUUUACAAAAUUCCCCCUAAAUUAGGCCACCCUCUUAAAAAUUAAGAAUCUCCUAAUAAAGUUACAAAAUAUGAAAAGAACACUUUAGAAAAAUAUUCAUUGAUUCCCAAAAAAAUUAAUUAUU